GUGACUACCGUCCACAUCCCCAUCCACUCAAAUCUACCAGCGCUUUCAUUGUGCAAUGUCUGGCGACCAUCCUGCGAGGACCUCACCUGUCAUCGUUAUAACAGGAACACCAGGAACGGGAAAGUCUACCCAUGCGCAGCUAUUAGCCCAGGAAUCUCCUGUUCCUCUCAGACAUAUCAACGUUGGAGACAUUGUCAAAGACAAAGCCUUGCAUGAGGGAUAUGAUGAUGAGUGGCAGAGCUAUGUUGUCGACGAAGACAAGCUCCUAGAUGAACUAGAGCCUCUGGCAUCCGCUGGCGGUGUCAUUUUAGACUGGCAUACAUGCGAGAUAUACCCUGAAAGAUGGGUUGAUCUCGUCAUUGUUCUCCGGUGCGACCACACUCGACUUUGGAAUCGCCUAGAGAAACGAGGCUACCCGCUCAAUAAAAUACAGGAAAACAACCAAGCUGAGAUCAUGGAGACAGUACUCGAUGAAGCUCGGUCCUCAUAUGCACAGGAAAUCGUCAUCGAGCUCAAAAGCGAAUCCACGGAAGACCUUGAAGAAAACGUAUCCCGCAUAGUGCAAUGGAUUACAACAUGGCGAAAGGACAGAGGCGAAGAAACCUGAUUUAUUUGUAUGUCAUGAAAAUUGGCUGAUCAAAAAGUACCCUAUGGACCGUAUUAGAUGAUCCCGUUCCCCUCCUCCAUUUGUAGCUGGACGUUCGGCUUACCUCCCUGAAGUAGUCUACUAGUCAGUAAAGCGUUGAAUGAUGCUUGGACAAGUAUCCGCAGAAUCACUCCAUGCAAUUGCACACUACACAUGUCCAUAGUACAGUCACUGAAGCAUACAGCAACC
Coniophora puteana RWD-64-598 SS2 is the source of this 835-nucleotide messenger RNA. Its product is annotated as P-loop containing nucleoside triphosphate hydrolase protein. The record is from RefSeq and is a predicted model, not a curated record. Bases 56 to 607 code for a protein of 183 amino acids. Gene Ontology annotation, cellular component: nucleus; cytoplasm. Lineage: Eukaryota; Fungi; Basidiomycota; Agaricomycetes; Boletales; Coniophoraceae. The transcript is spliced from 3 exons. Gene Ontology annotation, molecular function: ATP hydrolysis activity; ATP binding; AMP kinase activity.